This is a messenger RNA of Diceros bicornis minor, 2090 nucleotides long. It is a transcript of the gene MAP1LC3B, whose product is annotated as microtubule associated protein 1 light chain 3 beta. NCBI's taxonomy places the organism in Eukaryota, Metazoa, Chordata, Mammalia, Perissodactyla, Rhinocerotidae. The transcript has 4 exons. Gene Ontology annotation, cellular component: autophagosome; autophagosome membrane; cytosol. Gene Ontology annotation, molecular function: ubiquitin protein ligase binding. Bases 77 to 454 code for a protein of 125 amino acids. The record is from RefSeq and is a predicted model, not a curated record. Gene Ontology annotation, biological process: cellular response to nitrogen starvation; autophagosome assembly; macroautophagy.
GCCACAGUCGGAGCCGCCGCCGCCUGGAGCAGCCGGGACCCCCCUACCUCGCCGUCCGCGCCCAGCCUCCCGCGCCAUGCCGUCGGAGAAGACCUUCAAGCAGCGCCGCACCUUCGAACAAAGAGUAGAAGAUGUUCGACUUAUACGAGAGCAGCAUCCUACCAAAAUCCCGGUGAUAAUAGAACGAUACAAGGGUGAGAAGCAGCUUCCUGUCCUGGAUAAAACCAAGUUCCUUGUACCUGAUCAUGUCAACAUGAGUGAACUCAUCAAGAUAAUUAGAAGGCGCUUACAGCUCAAUGCUAAUCAAGCCUUCUUCCUGUUAGUGAAUGGACACAGCAUGGUGAGUGUGUCCACACCGAUUUCUGAAGUGUAUGAAAGUGAGAAGGAUGAGGAUGGAUUCCUGUAUAUGGUGUACGCCUCUCAGGAGACGUUCGGGAUGAAAUUGUCAGUGUAAGACUGGAAAAAGGCGUCUGUUCCAGAAUCUUUUAAACCCUUACCAAGGAAAAACAAAGGGAUGUUACCAACUGAGAUUGAUGAGUUCAUCUAAUCACAGAUCAUCAAAACAGUAGUGUUCCUGCCUAGGAGUUUUAGGAAGUUGUUUUUGUACUUCAAGCAGAAAAACUGAGCUCCAAAUGAGCACAUUCAGCUUUGGAAAACUAAUUAUUUAACCUAGGCUGUUUUGUUUUCAAAUUUAUAAGUUUAAAAAUAAAAUACUUUGCAUUCUGAGUUGCCAAUAAAAUAGACCUUCAAGUUAUUUUAAUGCUCUUUCCCCAAUAGGAACUUGCAGUUUGAGCAUUCAGAGACAUUGUCUCCUCUCUAGGUUCACGGAACCUGCCAACUUUUUAUAGAAGGGUUUCUACUCAACUAGAGAAAUCUCUGCAAGAGGAUCUUUAAGCAUAAGUUGUCAAGCAUAGCCCCCACAAAACGCAUUUGCCAUAAUAGUUGGCAAAAAGCAGGGUAAAUGGGGGUGUCUGAGAAAACUCUAAACUGCUGAGGUUCCCGAUUCCUAAUAAGUCUACCCCACGUCAACACUCUUGCAGUGUCAGUACGUUCUUCUUUGAUUUGCUCUUUAGAUGGUUGUGCAUAGAAAAGCACCACAGCUCAGUAGGAACCCUGAAUAAUUUAUAAUUUUGGUCUAGUUUCUCAAAAGGCCCAGAGAUAAACAGUGACAUUUCUUCUGUUUUGGCUAUUCUUUAGCUCGUACUAGUGCCUGCUUGGGUGAAUAAACAAGCAGUUGUGUCAGUUUCAUGCUUUAGGACAGUGGUAGAAACUAUAGAAUACUGAAACUAAAAGCAUUAACCUUCAGAUGCCCUUCCUCUACCUUUUGGCUUAAAGCUGUAGAUGAUCCAUGUUUUAUGUUAAAUGUGUGAUUAAACUAUGUUAUUCAAAAGUUACCACACUUUUAAGAGUAUUUCAGUUAUCACUGUUAGGUCAAACCACCAUCACAAUUCCCCACUAGGUGCAUGUCAGUUGUGAAGAAAACAUAGCAGAAGCAGCUAUACGCUCUUCCAGAUACUCAUGUCCAGAGUUAAACACUUCCCGAGUCCAGCUAGAAUAAAUGCCCAAUGCUUCCUACUACCUGCAUGGGGUUCCUAUUUACUAUUUUCGUGGGAGUGUCACAGACUGCUUAGACUGUAAUGUGGCAGGUCACGACUUACCCUUGUGUAUUUAGAUGUGUGGAAUGCCUGUAUCUGUUGGUGAAGGUGUUUUCUGUAAUGGAGGGGAAAGCAAUGUUACUGCAUAUGGGCCCUCAACCCCCAACCUCCCGUCAGCUACUCUUCCCACUGCAUGCAUCUGUCCACAUGGCCAACUUUUAAUAUGUAUAUUUUUACAUUAUGUAAAUUCUUAAUCAGCUUGUCUCGUUUAGAUUGUAUACAGCAUUAUAUCUGACAUUCUUGUAACUACUGUGAUCAGUAAGAUUCCUGUAAGAAAUUCUGCUUUUUAAAAAAACAAAAAUACCGUGGUGAGAGGGGUGACUUACAUCCCACAUUAGUGGGUGAUCACUCUAUUUAUAGGAUCUUUAAAACAAGUACAUUUUUAACGAACUAAGGUGAAUAAAGGCACAACUAAAAACUGUCAUCAAAGCUCAA